AGGUACAUAUUUUUUGCUUUUUAUUUCGAAUUCUCUCUCUCGUGGAGGUUUUGGGUUUCAAGAAUUAAGUUUAUUUUGACAGGAAAACGUUGGGUUUUGGGAUUUGAAAGGUGGGUUUUUUAGAUCGACUGACUUCGACUGCGUUGGGUCUUCAGGAAGUUUCUCUAAUUCACAGAUUGUUCUCCUAUAAUUUAUAUUGUGUGGACUUGGCUUGUGGAUUUGAUAGUGCUAGCAAGAACAGGUUAUGAAAUUCAUUUGGUUAUAAUUCGCUGUUUCUUUUACCUGCGUUUCUAAUUAUGCUGUCUGCAGUGGGAUGGUUCCUGAUGGAAAUUUUCGGUUGGUGAUUUAAUUUUUAGUUGAUAUUGAGUGUUUGCUUUAAAUCUUUUCUUCUGGUCUUUCAGCUUUCAUCACGUAAGAAGUUGAGGACAUGCCUUUCCAAAAAAGAAAAAAAACAAAAGGGUUUUUUUUUCUUCCUUCCCUUCCCUAUCAAACUUCAGACUUCCUUUCUCUUCUACCUUCUGUUUGCUUUUGGGUUUAGAUGGGUCGGUGAUGGUUGCCAGUGUCUGAUGGCGAUUGCUGGCGCCGGAGAGGGGGAGCGCAAGUGGCAUGAAUUAAACAUAUUGAGGAGUUUCCACCUAAUUCUGUGGGAGAAGAAACUGAAGGAAGUAAAAGUAAAUGGAUUUUAUCAAAAUUGGAAAAGAAACUGAGAAAAGAGGAAUUAAUAAAAGCAAGGGAUUCCACAGCUUCAGUACAGGUUCUAAAGGGAAUCAAACCGAUGGUAAGAGGUAAAGGGGAGAUGGUGAUGUAGGUGGUGGAAGAGGUAUUUUGUUUUUAUCAGCCUCUAUCAUCUCCUUUCUCAAUGUCCCCCAUUUCUUCUUUUUCUUUUUUCUUUUUUUUUCCUCCAUGUUUUAUCUCUUUUCAUUUUCAUUUUUUGGGUUUCUUUGCUUUUGUGAGAUUUAAGCACCAGAAUAGUUAAUAGGAGAAAGACAACCCUCUCACAGUUGCUAAGUGAUCUCAUUGUCUCAUGGUGGGUUUAUAAACACCAUAAUAAACUCUUCUUUCGCUAAAGUUUUUAUUUUCGUUGUUUGCAAAUAGCUAUGGGAGCUUGAAGGUGGACUUAACAUUCCUGUACAUGUAUUUUUAUUGGUGAAAGCUUUUGACAGUUGCUGCAAUACUCUUUCAUUCUAGAGCAGAAUUCUUGCAUUUGUUCUUUAUUAUGUGUUACCAACUACUUUGUGGAGUAUGUUAUGGCCGUUAUAUAUAUUGAAAUAUUAUAUUGUAGAUUUAUAAGAUUUUUAUCCCCUUUUAAUUCCAAUUC
This is a messenger RNA of Rubroshorea leprosula, 1318 nucleotides long. NCBI's taxonomy places the organism in Eukaryota, Viridiplantae, Streptophyta, Magnoliopsida, Malvales, Dipterocarpaceae. The record is from the annotation of a GenBank genome assembly.